Paraphaeosphaeria sporulosa is the source of this 808-nucleotide messenger RNA. RefSeq names its product caffeine-induced death protein-like protein Cid2. The record is from RefSeq and is a predicted model, not a curated record. The coding region runs from base 224 to 808 and encodes 194 amino acids. The transcript has 2 exons. NCBI's taxonomy places the organism in Eukaryota, Fungi, Ascomycota, Dothideomycetes, Pleosporales, Didymosphaeriaceae. Gene Ontology annotation, cellular component: mitochondrial intermembrane space; mitochondrion.
UCCAUACAUAGAUCUGCGACUGGCGGUCAUAUUCGUGUCUCUGCUACAAAUUAUUCCUCACACCCAAGCAGCUGUACUUCCAGACGGAAGCUCAUCGAGCCUGCCUAUUGUUCUCACCAUCCACGCCACUCUGCAUAACCACAGCAACACAUCGUUCGACCUGGCGCAUCUCUUCUGGCAGCAAGCUCACCCCGAGCCCUCCCCUUCCCCCUCCCAGCCCGCAAUGUCCCAGCCCUCCCACCUCCCAGGUCUAACCCCGCAAUUCUGCUUCAACCAGACCGCUCUCCGAGACUUCCUCCGCAUAUCCCGCAGCGCAAUCGACGACUCCAUAUCGCAGAACCUCAACGCGCUCCUGGUCCCCGGCCAACGCAGCUUCGACCCCGCCUCGACCUCCUCGCGCAGCCUCUCAGCGCCAGACCGCUCGAUUCCGCCCCAGACAUGCGACACCUUCAAGCAGCGCAUCCUAUUCCCCUCAUGGAAAGUCCGCUCAGACGUGCUGGAUUACUGCGCGGGCGUCGCUACAGCGCCGGAUCCAGACGACCCGGACUCUGUCCUUCGGCAGAUCGAGGACGACAAGAUGCGCGAGAGGGUUGUCGACGAGCGGCUGGAUCCGUACAGCGCGCGGUACUUUCCGAAGGAGGCGCGGACGGAGAGUUUGGCGAUGCUGAUGCGGAAUGAGCGCGCGGUGGAGAAGAUAAUACGGAGCAGGACGUGGAGCGUGGUUGGGGAGCGGUGUGGGAUGGAGAGUGACAGUGCGGAGGAGGCGUUUGGGAAGUGGAGAGAGGGAUCGAAGCAGAGGAGGGCGUGA